UAGAUUGCACAUAUCCAUAUUUGUAAAUAUUUUCACGAUGAACAUUGCGGUUUUGAUUUUUGGAAUGCUUUUUAUACCCAUAAAUAUUUUCGGCAAAUCAACAGAUCCUCGUUUGCAUUCUAUAAAUAAGCAAACUGUGUCGAACACAGGCUUGGAUAAAUAUAAAAUGGAUCUUGUAAAAGAAAAAAAAAAUAGUUCGAUCGACAACAAUGUCAAACUCACACAAUAUUCAAAAAAAAAACCAAAAAGGAAAGUAAUAAAUGAUCAUGCCUUUACAAAUGCAAUUCCAAGCGAACAUACAUUUCCCUAUUUCCCACGAAACCAACAUGUAAUUCCGUUUAAUGAUGUUCAAUAUCCUACAUCAGAACGAUUGGAAAGCUACGAGGAUCCAGUGAGAGCAAGGGAAUCUAAUAAGCAUGAGCAUCAAAUAAAAAGCGUAAAAGUUAAAAUAAAGCAUCAUCACCACCAUCAUCAUCACAACCAUAUAAAGGAAGUUAUAAAAACUGUACCCAAACCUUACCCAGUUGAGAAAAUUGUGCAUAUACCAUUUGAAAGAAUAGUCGAGAAAAUUGUUCAUGUCCCCAAAAUUCUUAAUGUAACGCUGGAAAAAGUAGUGCAUGUACCCGUAGAGAAAAUAGUGGAAAAAAUAAUACAUAUUCCGAAACCUGUUCACAUUCCAAAACCUUAUUUAAUUGAGAAAAUGGUUGAAAAAGUAGUUCAUGUGCCGAAACCUUUUCCAGUAUUAAGAACUGUACCUUACCCAGUAGAAAUUAAAGUAGCAGCACAAGAAAAACUGCCUAUACCGUUUAAAAUGAAAGCUGAGAGAAAACUUAUAGGUUAUUUUAAUACAAAGGAACCCAUUAAGCUUAAAACAUUUGGUCAAAAAAAUAAUAAUCAAACAGAUGAUUUUAAGUUGAAUAUUGAAGUGGAAAAUGCUUCAAACAAAAAACAAUAUCCUGUGAUUUUACCAUCGGAUUACAUUCACAAUAAAAUAAGUCAGUAUUCACAGGCAACAGAUCCAACAAAAACUGAGAACUUAUCAAAAAUUGCUCGGCCAGAGUAUAAAUACUUCGGGUUACUUAAAAAUAGUAUACCUAUCGAACAAUCUACAUCUGAAAGUGAAACCAUUCAUGUAAAGCUAUUACGCGCUAAUGGAAAUUUUAGAUUUCAUGUCGUAGAUACUCCAAUCAAUAAUUCUGACACAGUCGACAAUUUAGAAUUUCAAAACCGAAAUUCUACACACCAUUUUAAUGGCAUCCCUUUGUCUGUACCCAUUCAAUUAGUUCCCUUACAACCAAAGAAAUACCAAAGCUCUAUAGGAUUCGAGUUAGACGCCUCAGAUAGUUCAUAAUUAUUAAUUAUAAUUAUGGUAGGAAAUAUAUAUAUAUUUUGUUAACCAAUCAAUUUAAUUUUGAGUUCACAGAUAGCACAUAAUGAAUGAGUUUACUUAUGUUAA
Molecule: messenger RNA, 1456 nt
Organism: Drosophila willistoni
Lineage: Eukaryota; Metazoa; Arthropoda; Insecta; Diptera; Drosophilidae
Exons: 2
Coding region: 38-1351 (437 amino acids)
Source: RefSeq, a predicted model, not a curated record